Messenger RNA from Hypanus sabinus (Atlantic stingray), 1271 nucleotides. It is a transcript of the gene nup43, whose product is annotated as nucleoporin 43. Lineage: Eukaryota; Metazoa; Chordata; Chondrichthyes; Myliobatiformes; Dasyatidae. The record is from RefSeq and is a predicted model, not a curated record. Gene Ontology annotation, molecular function: protein binding. The transcript has 8 exons. The coding region runs from base 45 to 1151 and encodes 368 amino acids. Gene Ontology annotation, cellular component: nuclear pore outer ring.
UUGCUUCCUCCCGGAAGUUGGCUGUCCCAGCAUUCUUCGCGGCCAUGCAUGGACGGUUUGUGUCCCAAAAGAUCAGCCGAACGCGUUGGCGGCCGGAGCCCGGCUCCAGUUUAGGGCCGCCGGAAUGUCUCGCCACAGGCUCCUGGGAUGCGGAGCAGAACAAAGUGUGCCUUUGGGAGACACAGGACAUUGAUACCACUGAAUCAGACCAGUUGCUUGUGGAGGACCCGGAACUGCUGUGUGAAAUAAAGCACAAUGGUGAUGUCAUGGAUUUGCAGUUUCUAGAUCAGGAGAGGAUCGUCACUGCUUCAUCCACAGGAAGUGUGACUGUGUUCCGACAUCAUCCGAACAACCAGACUCUUUCGGUCGCCCAGCAUUGGGACCGAGUCCACUAUCAUUCCAAUACCAGCACCCCCUGCACCAGCCUGAUUUGUAGUGGUCCUGAGAUUAUUACUGUCGGGGAAGAUGGCCGAAUCAACCAUUUCCAAGUUGACAUAAAGGAACCAGUGCGGACUAUAGACAAUGCUGACAGUAGUUCACUCAAUGCAGUUACCUUUCUGCGGACAACGGAGAUCUUGACAGUCAAUUCCAUCGGACAGCUGAAAAUCUGGGAUUUCAGGCAGCCAGGAAACAAACCUUUACAAAUAUAUUGUUUCACAGAUGAGCGAGUGCCUCUGCACUGUGUAGACAGGCAUCCGAACCAGCAGCACAUAGUGGCAACAGGUGGCCAAGAUGGAACACUAUGUAUCUGGGACGUCAGACAAGGAAAUAUGCCCAUCUCUGUGUUGGAUGCUCAUUCUGCAGAAAUGUGGGAAGUUCACUUCCACCCUUCCAACCCUGACCAUGUCUUUACAUGCUCCGAGGAUGGAUCUCUCUGGCACUGGAAUGCAUCUAUGGUUAAUUCUGAAAAGCCUUCCUUUCUUCAAGGUAAAAGAAACUUCGCAUUAGCUAAUCCAGCUUCCCAGGUUGACAGGAACCAGUCAGUGACCAGUGCAUGGGUCACCAGUGAUAUUACGAAAGGAAAAGUAGAUGCCAAAAAUCUGCUGUCAGAUUACAUCCUGUCAGUCAAUAGUUUGGAUGUUGUGGGAGAGCAUUUAGUCUGUGGGACAGAUGCAGAAGCUAUUUACAUUACCAGGGAUCUGGAAGUCUGAUUGUAACCAGAUUCAAAUUUCUGAACGUGAACCAUUGCUCUUAAAAUCAAAAACUUGCCAGUAUGCAGAAAAUGACAAGCACACGUGGAUUACUUUAAAUAAAGUACCCUUCAAAACUGC